AUGGAGUACGUUGACCACGAUAGCUUGACAGAAGCUGAGAUCGGCGCAAUGGAGGGGCUGACUGUGCGUUCUAAGAUCUCGGAGCUUCCUAUGAGCGGUUCCAGCAACAUCUCACCAUAUGCGCUUGGUAUGUCGGUGCGCAUCGACCUCGAGAAACGUCGACGUGCGACACAGACGGAUAAGGAGCGUAACAUGAUGCUAGGGAGCUCAUUCAUGGAUUCACAUGGCAAGCUUGCUGUAAGCGACAAGGUACUAGAAGCAGCGACCAUCUUGCGCAAAAUGGAAUCUAACUGUGGCGCAGUAGUAUAUCGUGAGGCGUUGGCUACGCGUAUGCAGAUGCGUACUAUGGCAUUGAAAAACUUCUCGGCGCAGAAUUAUGGUGACGCGUUGUUGCAGGCGCACUAUUCGCUUAUGUUGGCAAAGAAGUUCCACAUGGAGAUUUCGAAAACACCUUUGAGCGGCGAGAUGGCAAUGGAGCUUCUGAUCUUGAGUAAAUGUUACGCUCAGGUGGGUCGUCUUGAUGUUGGUCGAUCCUACUUGCUGGAGUUCCGCUUCUUGGUAGAGCAGACCAUGUUACACUUAGUGGAUGCUAAGGGCGCAAAUGAACGCACUGCAUCUCCGUUUCCGGCACGUAAUGCAGUAAUAAAUUGCGAUUCUAAGGUAUUCCCUGGUAUAGUGUUCACAUUGGGUGAGAUAUUAACGAUGUAUGACCUUCGAGAGGACGCAGAGAUGUUUUUCUCCAAGUACCUGGUGCUGUGUGAGCGUGAAUUUGGUGAGACUAGCUUGCAGCUUAGCGACGCUAUAAAUAGCGUAUGCAUUUAUCUACUACGUGGCAAACAAUAUCUUAAGGCUCUGCCACUUUCCAUGAAGGCGCUAGAGAUCAUUAAAAAGCACUUCGGUGACUACACUAGUGAGACACCGGAUUCACGUGUCGCUGAGGGUUACUGCAAUGUCGGUGUCAUAUACCGUAUGGCUGGUAAUCCUAUCGAUGCUCUACAUAAUUUGUUGAUCGCAAUCGACAUGAAGAUGCGUAUUUUGCAGGACCGUACGCAUCCACAGGUUCAAGACGUCUUCCUUUCUAUUGGAUGUUGCCAGCAUAUGCUUGGUAACUUCCACGCUGCGGCAUCUAUUUAUCGGGAGGUUUAUAUUACACGUUGUGAUUCGUUGGGGAGCACGCACCCGCUGACUAUAGCGGUGAAGCACCUAAUGGAGGACCUCGACCGCGAUAUCAAAUUGGCACCGAGGUCUGAGGAACCUUCGGAGGCGGAAAAACCAACAUCUUCCGUAUCAGGCGACAUACUCACACGUUUGAAAGCGCUAGAUGCGGAGAUGAGCCAUUCACAGGCUGAGCGCGGUCGUUGCACCCCUGGGAUUGAGGUGAGCCGAAUCCAAUCGCUCUACGCAAACAAGACUAAGCAUUUUCUCAUGCCUACUUCAAGCAUAAUGCAGGUACAGGAAUGUUUGAUUACUCGUAAACAAGUGCUGGAUCUGUCUCAACAGAUUUCUUCGCAGUACUCAUGUCACCGCCUACCCAUCAUAAACAUUCCCCGUAUGGCACGCGGACGUGUGUUUGUUAGCGACGGACAGCCUGUUAUGGAAUGUAAUCGCGAUGCCAUUGAUUUACUUUUGGAGUGGGACUUUCGUCCCCCGGAGGUUACGGCAGAGGGUGAUGUCGUGGGUUCCGACCCUCGGUUGCCUGGCGACGUAAAGUUGUUCAUUCCCUUAGUUGAUGGGACUGAACUUGUUAUGGGUUUUCACAACAAGCCACUUUUUGUACCAAAUCCUGGUAUAUUCCACGCAUACAAGCGAUCCAGGAUAGUUCAAGAUUUCAAUGCGAGCCUCGGAUCAUCGAGGGCUGGCAGCGCCACAUUGCCUGCAAGUAAGCCUACUGUUACUGUAGUCAAGAAGUUACAACCGCCACUGAAGAAAGCAGGCACUGCCUCUGUAGUCGCGACCACAUCUCAGGCAUCUGACACCCCUGAUAAGAAGAUCGAAAGCCCCGAUCAGGAGCCACCUACGGAUGCUGCUGUGGUUAAGGCGGCUCCUGCUGGGCCUGGCCCGAAGAGCCUCAGUGUAGGUAAGAAGACACUUAACGUGCCACCACCCAAGAAAGUACCUUCUGUAACGCCUCCACCUGAGGAACCCAAGAAUGAAACACCACCUGACACAAAGGCGCCAAAGAACGUUCCCGAUCCUGUCAAGGAGGCUAAACCCGAUCCACCUCCAAUACCUUUGGGAGAGCUGCUGAUGAAGAAGGCGGCCAACGGCGUGAAUUCCCGCAACGCAAAGUUUUUGGCCAAAAUUGGUAACUUGGCUAAGAUCGUAGUGAAGCCGAACCAGAUCAAGGUGCCGACUCCUAAAAGCCUUCAAAAGGUUAAGGCAGCAGCACCGGUAACACACGCUUCACCACCUUCUUCGGACAACGAAAGCGACUCUUUCAGUGACGCAUUCACCAGUAUCUCUGAUAUGGACGAUGAUGAGCUGCCAUCUCUCACGUAUGCUACAAGGGACGACCCAAUAGCCAUGGCUACGUUAAUUGCCACGUCACCGCGUGCCCCCAAUCUUCCUUUGGAUUUGAAAUCCAUUAGCGACCCACUACCUAUGGAUAUAUUGUCCCGUGUUCGGGGUAUCAGGUCUCACAAGGAGGACAAGGCAAUGCGAUGCAUGUUGCUUGACAAGGAUGGAGCAUCGUUAGCGGUUGUACCAUGGCAGAUUGACUUGGUAUCUUUGACCUUGGCCAAAUCGUGUCUAUCACUUGAUUUGGCCGAAAAGUAUGCCACCAAAGCUGAUGACACUGACGCAGAGAAGGAGGCUAAAAUAGCUGCAUAUCGCAAGUUAUUAGCAGGAGAAGGUCUAAAUGAAUUAGGUUUCAUGGACUUUAUCGCUGGUAAGGCAUCACAAUCUUUAGGUAGCUCCUCCGGGUCAUUGGCCUCUGGUUUGGGUAUGGACUUACCGCCAUCUGUUCUGGCAGCUCUCCGAAAGCAGGCUGAGGAUUUGGAACGUAAGGCGAAGGAAGAACAAGGCUUGGGAGCAGGUAAGGGAGAGGGCGAAGGCGGCCCUGGUAGUGGCCCUGGCAUGCCUAAGGUUGUACCAAUUCUGAAGAAGGCUGCACCGGAAGCUAAGAAAGGUGCCCCUCCAAUGAAGAAGGGCGCUCCAAAGGGUCUCGCACCACCCGCAUUGAAGAAAGGUCUCCCUACCAAAACAAAAGGUAGGGGUCAGGGUGCAACGGUCGAUAAUUCGCGUGUCCGUCGGUUCUUCUGGGAUCCUAUCUUUGGAGACGAUGUUAAAGGCACAUUAUUCGCCGCUCCUAAGGGUCUUCCAAAUGUGGAGAAGCCCGAGAUCGAGGAAACAUUCGCUAAGGCUGCACCUAAAGCACGUGUUGCUGUUACUGCUAAACCGAAGGUCAUCAAUUUGCUGCCCGAUUCCAAACGUGCUUACAACAUGAACAUUGCGCUAUCGAAAUUCUCGAAAUACACAUUCCAAGAACUAAAGGACGCGGUGAUGGGUCUUAACCCUACUAUCCUGAAUGUUGACGCUACAGAAAGCCUUUUGUCUCUGCUACCUACUGCGGAAGAGGUUACGAUAGUACAGGAGUACGUUAAAUCUGGUGGUGACAUGACUGUGGUGGAUCGUCCGGAACAGUUCGUUGCGGUGAUUUCGACCAUUCCCAUAUUGAAGCAACGUCUAGAGUCGCACCAAGUGGCGCUUACGUUCAAGGAGCACUUCCAGGAGAUUAUCACCCCUCUAGAACGUAUAAUGGACGGUUGUGAGGCGGUUAUGACUAGCAGUCGUUUGAACGUUCUGUCUAACGUCAUUUUGAAGAUAGGUAAUACGUUGAACGAGGGAGACUCAAAGAAGGGUAAUGCUGAAGGUUUCAAACCCACUACAUUUGCGAAGCUAAAUGAAUUCCGUACUACUACCAAACCUGUGAAGACUCUGAUGCAAUACAUCUGCGACCUCGUUGCAAGAGAGGAUGAGAGUAUUUUGGAGAUUUACGGUGAGCUACGUGCCUGCGAGGAUUGCUCGAAGAUCGACAUGGCAGCACUUGAAGGUAACAUUUCUAAGUUCAAGGCCGACAUGCAGCGUGUAAACAACGCUAUUGCAGCUGCUGAUCGUGUACGUGAUUCCGGUGAUGAAUUCGUGCCUAUAAUGCGCGAUUUCAUGAAGGAUGCUGAGCCCAAGGUUUCCUUUGUACAGGAACAGUACAAAGACGUGAUGAUGUUGUUCCGCGACACUGUGAAGUACAUGGGUUAUCCUACCAAGGAGGUCGAGAAAGUUCGUGUGGAUGAGUUGUUCCGUCACAUUUGGGGUUUCGCGAAAUCUGUGGAGGUUGCUCGCAAGACACGUAUUGAAGCUAUCGAGAAAGAAAAUCGUCUGAAACAAGCGGAGCGUAGAAAACAGGAGCAAGCUGCUGCUCGUAAGAGCAAGAUGCGAACAUCGCUCGUACCUACGAAUAUAACAGCUACCCCCAAGAUACUCGACGAUCUGAAGGACACUGUUAAAAUGCAAUAG
Babesia sp. Xinjiang is the source of this 4512-nucleotide messenger RNA. RefSeq names its product Formin-like protein 20. Gene Ontology annotation, molecular function: protein binding. NCBI's taxonomy places the organism in Eukaryota, Apicomplexa, Aconoidasida, Piroplasmida, Babesiidae. The record is from RefSeq and is a predicted model, not a curated record. The coding region runs from base 1 to 4512 and encodes 1503 amino acids. The transcript has a single exon.